Molecule: messenger RNA, 6053 nt
Organism: Petromyzon marinus (sea lamprey)
Lineage: Eukaryota; Metazoa; Chordata; Hyperoartia; Petromyzontiformes; Petromyzontidae
Source: RefSeq, a predicted model, not a curated record
GUUCCUGGACAUCUGCCAAAAAGAUCUCCAUAGCUCAUCGGAUUCCUCCAGUCUACGAUUCUGUUUGCAAGCACUGACGAGGGCUGAUAUGACACUUGAGGGGGUGGUUGGCCAGCAUCAUGCCUGGCCGCCUUUGUCUCCCCAGUGUUGAUAUAUACACACGGCACCAUGUAGUCAUGAAGGGCUGAGGCAAUCUAGGGGUGGCCCAGGACCAGGUCAGAUAUUCGUCAUCGACGUUGGCCAUGACCGGGAAUCGAACGCGGGUCGCCGAGUCUGUUUAUUUUUGAUUUGUGCGUUUUAUGUCCGACCGCAACACCCCUUAUCUGUUGGCUGUGAAAUUUAUCUCAAGGACCCUGGGACUCGCUCUCUGCAAUGUUGAUGUUUUUGUCUGUUGUUGCUGAGCACACGCACCACGAUCUCCCUCGUAAAAUAGCCAAGAAAAUGACUAAACGGGAUCAGCCUUGUCACAAACUCAAAUCAUAAUAUUUAUACUGGAGGAAUCUGAUGAGCUAUAAAGCUCUUUUCCACAGAUGUCCAGUAGAGGCGGGUAAGAAUCUUAAAACUUACACUCCUAUCAGGCAAAGCUCAGUGAAGGAUUAACGUAUUUUUCAGAAGCGACCGGCCACAAAUGAUAGCGCUACAAAGUGGCUUAUUAAGUGGAAAUUAAUUGCAGUAAAAUUAUCUAAAUAAUCUCCAUGAAUGUUUAUAAAUGUGGAGGGGAAACCCGGAGGACCCGGAGAAAAAAUCCAGGUGACCACAUGCAAACUCCAAAUAUACACUCACGACAACCCUUUGGAAAUACGUGUACAUUUCCAACAGCUGCCAACUGUUGUUGUUGGUUUCUACUUAAUGAAGUGCGUUUUGUCCUCCACAGGCAAUAACUUACAUGGUUCAAAUGUAUUUAAAUGUGGCGCUUAAAAUGCAUGCGUCCAUACUCGGCGAGCUGGCGUGGAGUAGUCUGUGGUUAAGACAACCACUACCAGUUGCAUACCUUCGUGUGUAUAAGCGCAUUUGAAAGCUCUUAGCAGUAAAGUCCGUGACGCAGAACAUUACAAUCUGUAAACCAUACUGUGCUGUGAUGUUGAGGGAUUACUCAAGCCCAUCAUUCAUCAGGGUUGAUAAAGUCAGUACCACUUCAUAGGGUAGUCAACAGUAGAUUUCCUAUGGAUUGACUCGCCUUCCCACCAUAGGAAUGUGGAAUUUCCGCCUCUGACUCAGGGCUGUAAAUGGAAGAUAAGCAUCGUCUCGCAAUGCUCAUAUAAGCAAGACAUCGCUUUGACUCUUUGAGCUGUGCAUGCCUGCACGUCAUUACUGGCUUGUCAGUGUGUGUGACUGUGCAAGGAAGUGAGCGUUGAGUCAACAAUGCGAAUCGGUCAAACCGGGAGACCCAGCUGCGCGAGACAGCACUGUUGGGUAACUUCAGGUGACGUGGAGGCAGACACCAGGAAGCCUCGAGUAUUUAAAACCGAACCAACAGCAUUAUCAGCGCUUUUGUUUAUAUCCAUGGGUAACGUUAACGGCGUACAGCGAAUGAUUGUAGAGCUGUGAAGACGACGACGAGUGGCGACCUCCAGCAGAAGCGCUGCGACUGAAGGGCGCGCCUCGCCCACGUGCGGCACUGCAAGCGAAGUGCGAUCAGGGAGUUCAAUCUUGGUCUCUGCUGUUGUCAGUUCCUGUUCUUGUUGCCACGGCCAGCGACCCCUUUGCAUUGACCAAACCAUCAGCAACAACAAACUACAGCACCAGCAUAACAAUACAGAGGCAGUCGUGACAUUUGGACAACAGUGUCAGAAAGUGUCUUCACACAGGACUUUUGGACGUUUGUCAGGAAGAGGAUGGCGUUCAUGGUGGUGCUAUUGGCUGUAGUCUUAGUGAUUAUGUUGGUGUGCAUGACUAAUCUCAUAAAUGCCAAUGAGGAAAUGAAGGGCAAAGCCUCAAAAAUCCACUCAAUGCUCACAGAGGCCCAUCAGCGUGAGAUAAAAGAGGCUGUAAACACAACCCGUGAAAGCCUCAUACAGGCCCACCAGCGGGAGCUAAAUGCAGAUUUAAGGGCCCGCCAGAGAGAAGAAUUUAAACGCGAGGAGCUGUCGCAUACCCAUAAGCAAGAUAUGACUGAAGUUAUAAAAAAAUCAUGCAAUCAGCUUUCACAAACGCAGCAACUCAAGAUAACCGAAGUCAUAAAGAGAACUCAGGUGGACUUCUCACAGAGCCUCCAACGUGAAACAAAUGAAAUAAUUAAACACGUGAAUGAAGAGCUUUCACGGGUUCAUCAACGCGAGAUGAACGAAGCUUUGAGGAAAAACCAUGAGGAUAUUUUGUUGAAACAUCAGGAACAACUCGCCGUGGUUACAAGGGAACACUCGAAGAAACUAAACCAGCAGGCUCUGAAACUUUCUGCAAGUGUCCAACAAACACUGCAGUUACAGCACAAGAUGAAGGUAAUGGAGACUUCCUCAAAGCUUGUUAUACGCUCAAGGUCACCUCCUCAUCCCACACACAUGCCUGCACAAUAUUUUUGGAAACCUCAGCUGGAGUCAUUUACAGUUUCUCCAAUUGGCAUGGCACCCUCAUUGUCCUCUCUACUCUUUGAUCACUUCUACAACACAAAAGUCAGAAUACCCGAGGAGACACUUCAUGGUGUAAUGGUGAUAAUCAAAGCAAUCCUUUGCGAUCUCUUGUGUGCGAUGGUAAAUCUUCCGAAAAAUGAUGGCUGCCCCAAGCUAGGACAACAAAUGUUCUUAAGUGGAAGUGUUAAUGAAAAGCUCAAAGUCUUUCCUCCAAAUGAGUUUGAGUUUAUUUUCCCUCUGGAACCUCCUAAUGGUCUCCACUUUUAUACUCAUCUCUGUCAUGAGGAUAAGGACUUUAAUGCAGAUGCACUUGGAUUUGGCAUUGUGAAGGUUAUUUCUGAUGAUGGUCAUCGCAUUCCAGAAACAACCAAGAACUUUACAGACAUUAUACAUGGUGUAAACAUGAUUAAUUUUCAGAAAUUUAAGAAAUGGUUCCAGCAUCUCGUUGAUGAAGCAAAAGUGCAGAUUGUAAAAAAAUGGUCAGCAUCCUAUAAACUAACUUUCUUACACAACAAUGCUUCCACCUGCCUUACCAUCAAAAACAGAUACGAUCAACUGAUAUCAGUAGACAUCGUGCCAGCCAUUAAGGUCAUGAAUUGUGCCACUCACAGCCUUUACCACGAAGUGCCAGCAGCAGCACUUACCAUGCUGUCUAAAGAGACCCCACAGGUCUACUUAGUGGCCAAGGAAUGCAAGUACAAAGCACAUCAGAUAACAGGAAAUCAUAUUUGGAGGCUGUCGUUUUCAUCAUACGAGGCAGCCUUUCUUCAACACAUCGAUAGCAAUCUCCCUUGUGGCUCCAAGUACAGAGAAUGUCUAACGACUGUCAAGUUAAUUGUAAACCUCGAUAGCACGAUCCAAGCUAACUCGCCUUUGACUUCCAAUUUCCACUCCUACUUCAUGAAAACCACCCUCUUUCAUAUGCUUCUUGAGGACCUCCAGGUCCUAGCAAAGGGAGGUGCUGCAAAUCAUUGGGUAGAGGAAGACUUGGAAUCACUGAUCCACCGCUUUUUGAGGCGCCUCCUAAAGGACUUGGAGAAGAAAGAGCUGAAGCACUUCUUCAUUGGAAACGUUUAUCUCGACAACCUGUUCCCAGUGCUCAAACGCUACAACCAGUGCCCUGGUGGCCUCUUUAACCUUUAUUCCGAGAAGCUUGUCCAAGUAAACAUGCUCCAGAAGAUCAAGGCCAGGCUGGAUAGGAUCAACAAAAACCUUCUACAGGUUAUCAUGGAAAACAUGCCCCAGCUGGAAGUGGAACAAAGGAUGUGAGACCUCCAAGUUGCAGCCAUGGAAUUCUGAGGACCGUACUAACGCCUUAGAGAAAUAUGCAGCUUCAUUGUCAGAGGUAACACGUAAAAAAACUGUUGCUGUGAGAUCCAGAAUAUUUAGAAAAACAUUAUUUUUGAGCUACAGGCUUUUAAUAUCUGAUUUUCUUCAUCUAUCAUAAUCCACAGGCACUUGCAUUGCCACCUAAUCGAUUACUGCAUUGCUGUUGUUUGUUCCACAUGACACACACCUUUUUAACUUCUUUAUUCACACCCACAUGCUCCAGCUCUUUCAUCCAUUCCACUCAACGUCUCCAUUGUCCAGUCGUCGUUCAAUGGCUCUAUUGCCUAAAGUUUUAUUCUGAUCACUAAUAUUACUAAAAACUAUAAUUUAUUUUUAAGUUAGGCCACAUACAUAUCUUGCCAAAUUUGUGUUGCUAAUAUCUACCACCACUUGGCAUGGCCAAGCAAAUUAAAUUGUCAGGUGGUGUACAUGCUUUAACGUGCAGAUUAUUGUUUCAGCUUACUGGUGAGUUGAAGAACAAUUCUCAACCAAGGUUUAGUAAUUGAAUACGAUAUUUCCCUUAAAAUUACGUCAAUAAUGGUAAUCAGGAAUUCAGAAUAAAUUUCAGUAAGUCAUAAUUCUGAAUUCCUGUAUAUACAGGAACUUGGAGGGUCACCUAAUAUAUAACUGCACUGUCGAAAGGGUCAAAUUUUAUUUCUACAUUUAGUUAUGAGAAUUGAGCUAACACUUAGGAGUGAGUUGAAAAAUAAUAAUUGAAGAGUGAUACGCUUGUACACGUGACAAAUUGUUUGACUGUUUGGUGGAGGCUCCUCAAGACACAACGUUGGCCAGAUCAUUACAUGGCAUACCCCAAAAAUUAAUUAUGAAACGUAACAUUAGCUACAGAAUCUACAUAUUUCAUUAAUAAGAGUCUUCAGUUGUUUUUUCACUCAUUUUCACUUGAUUAAGCCAGAGAGUGGCUUUCACAUCCCUGCUACACCAUCAGUGGGCCUUGCUGAACAGGUUCCGGACAGGCAACCUCCAUCGUUGGGGUCUUCAUGACAACCCGCAGCUGUGACACUACAAGCAAUUUCGCAUAUUGUUGAUCACUGUCCACUGAGGUUUAGGAAACCUACAUAUGACCGAGGAUGCUGUCACAUGGCUUAACAAGUACGCACUCACUGAACAUCCCUUGUAGAUGCGCCACAAGUCCAGGGGUGCAGUGUGAUGCUAAUUGUCUGGCACUGCUAAGAUGGUCUUUAGAAGACUUUGAAAUGUUUGGGCCCAUUGUGGACAGAAUGGUGUUUAUCUAUGGUUGGGGGUGCCUUGGAUGCAUAGCUUCGAGUGAAUUUCCUUGUAUUAGGUUUUCUGUGGAUGUGACCAGAGCUAGUAACGUCUUGCAUUUUGCUAUCAAAGGGUAAUAUCCAAGCCACUUAACAACUUUAUUGGCAAUCAGCUUUCUCACUCGAACUUUAAUUUCUCGUGAGGGAGAAUCAUCAAUGUGGACGGCUGUUUGUUGGGCAGCUCUGCAGUCACGUGCAGUCAGAGUGGCACACAAACCAAAACGGUGUCAAGACACCCAGAGCCACACACCAGUCGGUUCGGCCCGACCCAAGACAAUCUGGAUAGUUUGUGCCCAUGUACACAUCCGUGUGAUGAGAGGUGUCAGGCAGUUUGAUCCCAGGCGAGCAAGUAACCUAAGAGGCCAUAAUAUAUGUUUAUAGUAUCCCAUUAUUACUUGCGUACUUGUGCUGCUCUUGAUGGUCUCUGCUUUAUUUAAUAUUUCACUGAAAUUCAUAGUUUAACUUAUUUUGAUCCGUGCUGUUAACUUAGCUGUUUACACCAUGUCACUAAAUCCAUGAGCUCUUUCGAGCCAGGUGUGUUCCGCCUUGUUUUACACGAUCCCUGGUCUCAAUGCAUAAUUUGUCACAACCCUAUUCCUGAACUACGAUUUUCACACCGUGUCACCCAAAUCCAAAAUGUUUAUACUUUUAAAUCUGUACCUCUCAACUAGCAUUACCCUUUCUGGUCAUCCGCUUGCUUUGUUGUUAUUUGCACACCAACUGUACUCACGGGAAAUCCUUGAUAGAAACAGCUUAAACAUUAUCUGGUCCACAAAAUUAUAAGGAAUGCAAAGGUAAACUUGCAUGAUACUUUGUUCGAGGGCAUUUGUUGUAUAUAUUCCUUUUAAAAAAAAAUAUAUUAAGAAUGAUUCUG